ACUCUCGAUUUGAGCUUUGGUUGCAUUAAUAAUUGAACAUCGCACGAUUGGAAUUGAAAAUUCAUUUUGUUUGUAAAUUUGAUAGUUGAUUCACUACUGGACAUGUGGACAUGGAGGUGCCGCUAGGUGGUAAACUGGCAAUUGUUGCUGCCACAGCCGGAGCAUUCUUUGCCCUGGGCGCCUACUAUCAGCACCAGCAUGUGAUCUGCAACAUUAGGAAAUUGGAGCAGCGCAAUCCACACGCCUAUUUCAUACGACGCAAACUCUACGGUCUGCUGGAUAUCUUUAACGUAAAGGAGAUCAAGCAGCCGGGCUACGAUGACAUUGUCGACGACAACACUCACAAGAUGGGCGCCAUUAUGAAGUACGGAUUUCCGAGCAUGAACGAGAUUUGCCUGAAUGAGACUUUCAAUUUUGUGACCGCCUUCGAUCGCCGCAACUCGGCCAUUCAAUGGAUGUGCGAGAGGGUUGAUGAACUCACAUAUACCAAUGCAGAGGAUUACGGUAAUCAUUGCGUAUCCGUGCGGAACACUCAUCGCUCGGGCAUCUCCUAUCAGCAGUCAGAGCCGGCGCGCGUCUUCUUCAUGUCGAACAUCAAGCCAUUUCUGAGUCGCGGCUUCAACACGAGCAUCUGGGAACGACUUUUGCACUAUGUGCAUGACAUGGCUCAGCACUUUGGCACUGUCUAUGUGUACACCGGAUCGAUAUAUCUUCCACGGCAGAUGAGAUGCACCAGCUGGUUUCUGGAGUUUCAGCCGGAGGACAAUACGAUUGUCGCAAUACCCACACAUUUCUUCAAGAUCAUCAUCAUCGAUCCGAAGCUAGUGAACAGCGCACCCUAUGCGGAGGCCUAUGUGGUGCCCAACUCCUCAUCUCUAAAUGACGAUACCCAGCUGCGUAGUCUGCUCUGCGAUGUGCGUGAUAUUGAGAAUUCGACGGGCUUGAAGUUCUUUGAGGGACUCGAUCGCAACUUUGUCGAUGCGCAGGUGGCUCAAAAUCUAGAAACUUCCACAUCUCCAAUUAGUGAUUAAUUGUAAUAAUUGUGUAGGCUCUGUUGUUAAGGAGCUGUCGUAAUUGAAAGCGUCUUUAAAUAAAUGAUGUUGGCAUGUUUUUGAAA
Molecule: messenger RNA, 1117 nt
Organism: Drosophila grimshawi
Lineage: Eukaryota; Metazoa; Arthropoda; Insecta; Diptera; Drosophilidae
Gene: Tengl1
Product: endonuclease G, mitochondrial
Exons: 2
Coding region: 111-1031 (306 amino acids)
Biological process (GO): apoptotic DNA fragmentation
Cellular component (GO): nucleus; mitochondrial inner membrane
Molecular function (GO): RNA endonuclease activity; single-stranded DNA endonuclease activity; metal ion binding
Source: RefSeq, a predicted model, not a curated record